UGUGUGAUCAAAAGUUAUCAAAAGAUUUAGUUAUCAUUGAAGCGUGUGGCUGUGGCAUGGCGUUGAGUUGUGAUGUUUCGCCAUGACAGGCGAAAUUGAUAUAAGUUUUGUGUGCAUGGUCGGAACUGCCUGAAACUUGACAUUUGAAAACAGUCCAGGCCUGAACACGUCGACAUGACAAUAUUUAGUCAGUGAUGUAAACUGGCUCCAUGGCGCCACCCACGACAUUUCAAUGAAGCAGCCCAAGCAGCAGGCAAAACAGCAAACAAAGGAUGUGAUGUUAACCUCCUUUUUUCAUUAUCUGAAAACAGCCCUUGUGUUGAGACAUCUAUAUACCCGUGACUGAAGCACUUCAACUGCACCUGACACGACAUAUGCAAGGGCGUGAGGGCCCGAUCAUCGCUGCUUGCAGCUUUAAUUAUUAUUAUUAUUAUUAUUAUUAUUAUUAUUAUUAUUAUUAUUAUUAUUAUUACGGCAUUUUGAUCGUGAAUAACUCGAAUGCGCAUAUCCCAAAACUCCCGAAAUUUGGAAUGCGAGUCAGUUCUGGUGAAAAUUUAAGAUUUAAUGUGUCUCACAAAAAAUGCGGGGAAAAAUGGCUCGACAGCGCCACCUAGAAAAUUAAUAAAAGCGAGCCCCACGAUACAGAUUAUCGUAGAACAAUGAAAUUUGGUGUGCAUUUUAUUAUAAGUUUUUUAUUUCUUUUUUAUUUAAGUUAGAAAUCUUUUAGUCUUAUUUUUUAAGUUAAAGUUAAAGGUACUUCUUUUUGAAAGCAGUACAUUGCUACACAUUUCAAUUGUUUUGUUUAACCUGUUACUAAGUUACAGACAUCUGAAAGGAGGACUGGCUGUUCAAGGUCUGCAGAGCUAACGUUUCUCAGCUACCAGAAGCACUCAUCUGUCAUCAGACUGCCACAACAACUGUGUUCCUGAUUUUGAAUAUAUAAACCUUGAUAUAUUUACAAUGAAUAUUUAUCAAACACAGAAAAUAAAACUACCAUAGCUUUACGUUAUUCGCUGGUGGUAAGUGCCCACACUUUAGGAUCAGGGCAGAUCAUAGCUGAUAGUGGACUACUGGUUGUGUAUUGGAAUAUUAGUGGAAAAUAUUUGAAUUGUGUGUAGUUCUGUGGUGAAACUUUAAACUAUUGAUGUCAUAAAUAGCAUUGGUAUUAAUUUAUCCUUUCUAGUGUGUCAACCUUAAAUUGUAACAGCAACUAUACAUUGAGGCAUUUUGAAAUCUGUAGGAACUGAAGUAAGUUAAUUUCUUCGUCCCAAGUGCUUUGGCUUACUACAAAAACAACUGAAAAGCGUUAUUGAAAUUUAGGUAGAUCAAAAUCUUAAUGUCAAUAGCAUUGGAAUUAGCACAAUUCAUCUUAUGUACUGUGUCAGUGUUAAGCUUUUGCAUUGAAUAUACCACAGAUUUAACAAGACAUUUUAAAACUUUUUUACAUCGUAAAUAUCCUUUUGUGUACAAUUAGAAAUCUGUAGGAACUGAAAUCUGUAUUCUCAGAGUACUAGAACGAUUUCUAUAAAGAGGUUUCCUAUAUCUGUAUAUUCCUAUAUCUAUAUAUCUUAGUCUAUGCUGCCUCUGAUUUGUAAUUUAAUCUAGCCAUUUUGAAACCAGUUAUAUCAAAGUAGUCGUUUUGAAAUUGAAUUGUAAAACACCUAUCUUAUUUUGUUCUACUUGACAAAAAAAAACCUUAUUACAGACUGUAAAGGCCAAUUAUAAUCAAAAGUUGAAUCUUGCAGAUUUCUACAUUUGUUGUAACGAAGUGCAUAUUUAAAGAUAACACUGUUCUUGUAAAACAGUAUACCUAAGAAAUAAGAUUGGAGUGAAAAACUAUAUUAAUACGAGGAAAGACCUGUGGUUCCUGAACUUGUUGCUGUUUCAGACCUCUGUAGGUUUGUACCCAAAGGUUUGUUUUGAUUGGAAAUAUCUUCAUAUUUGACUACAAUCAGUUUUUCUUUAGUCAUCUAGUGUAAAUAAGUGUAAAAGUAACAACAUUGUACUCCUUGUCCCUGAUUCACAUAAACACACACCAAAGAUACAGACCCACUCACAUUGUUUGAAUCAGUAAGUGUAUAGAAGUAAAUAAAAUUUGAGAAUUAAUAUAGAUCAAAUAGUGUUAAGUUUUACCUUGAAUAUUAUAAGAGGCUUGGCCAGGAUUUUCUGGAAAACGUUUUUGGUCACUGUUAAUAUUCUCGUUCUUUAAGUAAAUUAUAAAUUCAAUACAUUUGAAACAAACCUGGGCUCUUUUGUGUGUUAAUUUACUGUUCCCAAGGGUUUAGAUUAGUAAAAGCAAAUACAGGUUUCAUCUAGCUUCUGAUUCUGUUACAUUAACAGUAAUUGUUCAGUAAUAUAGUGUUCAAUAUCUUGAUUGUGUACAAUAAAAGUAAAACACUUGGAUUUGUGGUUUUGGAACACAACAACAAUGCCAAGAAAGACUAAGAGGUCCCAAGCUGCAAGCCUGCGCUGGCAGAGAUCAAAUGAGAUUCACUGCUUUGAGAUUCCUCAGAGCAGUGGUCAAAACGAUGCAUCAUGUGUGCAAGAGGUAUCCUAUUCAGAUGUUGUAAAAAGGGGAUGUCACAGUGAUCCGUGUGUAGCGGGACCCUCUCAUGCUUACCAGGUAAACCACAGAGGUCAAAGUGAUGUGCCAGGUGUACCACAGGUAUCAUAUGCUGACACUGUAAAGAUGGGAUUUAACAGUGAUGAUCCAUGUGUAGCAGGGCCUUCUCAUGCAUACUAGGUAAACAAUACAGGUCAACACGAUGGAUCACGUGUAACAAAGAUCUCUUAUGCUGACAUUGUAAAGAGAGGAUGUCACAGUGAUGCUUCCUGUGUAGCAGGGCCUUCACUUGCAGACAGUGUAAACCUGGGAGAUCAGCCCUCUGUAACACAAGUUUGUGCAUACCGCAGCCAAGCAUCUCUUAAAUACAGCCAGGAAUCCAGAAAUCGCCAGUGUACUUGUAACUCACUAAUAUUUCUUGCAUUCCUUCAUGAAAAUGAAAACAUCACAAGAGCAGACCUUGACCUUGUUUUGGAUAAGGGUGAUGUGAUAAAGAGGCCAGGAAAAGGUUUCCUAAUAAUAUCUGUUUGGCUGCCGAUGAGCUUCCUGCUGAGGUUCAUGCACGCGGAUGCAUCUAUAAUGUGGACAUGACACAACCUUCCAGGUACGGCACAUUAGGAGGACCUUUACCAGAAUCUGCACCAAGUUUCCUUGACCUAAAGGCAGGACUGAGCUGUCUGUUAUCAGAUGUGCAGUAUGCAUUGCUCAUAAUGACUGGGUUAUGUAUCACAGUAUUCAGAACCACAUCAGGCAGAUACGGAUUCUUUGAUCCACACCCCAGAAGAGCUAAUGGUUUGCCUGUACCCCUGAGAUCACCCCGUGCUGGUACUGCUGUAAUGCUGACAUUCACGCGUCUGAGUGAUAUGAUUGACAGGAUCAUGAAGUGUCACCAAAUGUUUGAAACACCGUCUACCUGUACUUAUGAGUUGGUGCCUGUGGAGUUUUACAAUGUGAAUUCAGCCAACUUGAAUGAUGCUAUGCCAGACACAGAGGGUCGACCUACAACUCACACUGCUGCUGUAUCAUGUGCUCUGUUGCAUGAUGCUCCUCAAAAAGAGUCAAGCCUAAGUGGUCAUAAGAUAAACACUCUCGUCACUGAUGGCUCUAAUAACAUUGUACAUGAAGUACCCACUGAUAUGGAAACUGAACCAGAACCAUCAAGCCAACCAUCGAAGUGAAUCAGACUUAUCUGCUACAAUAAUAAAUACUGUGGCCAGUGAUAAUGUCUUAUGCAACAUCUCCUGUAAACUGUCAAAACUUGGUAAACAGCAAAGGGGAAAAUAUAAGAGGAGACUAUUGCACUCUGAAAAGGCAUCACAAAGAAAAGAGAAUCAGAAAAGGAAAGAAAAGGAAAAGUAUGCUUCUGAUGAAACAUACAAAGCAAAGAAAAUAUCUUACUCAAACAGGAGAUAUCGAAACAAUUCUGAAUUACAACAAAAGAAAAAAAUAAAUAUGACCACCCGAUACAGAGAAAAUGUUCACUUCAGGCAGAGGCAAAAACAGUGCAUGAACAACUGUUACAGAAACAAUGCUGAACAUAAACAGAAAAAACAGCAGUAUAUUACCAACCGAUACAGAAGUAAUGUUAACUUCAGGCAGAAGCAAACACAGCAUAUCACCAAGCAUUACUCUCAUGACCAAGCAUUUGUGGUUAGACACAGACAACUAAUGAGACAACAAAUGCGAGACAGGUAUAAGAACAAUCUUGCAUUUAGGAGUAUGCUGAACAUGAGGUGUGCAAUGAAAAUAAAAAGGAAAUACAGACAACUGAAUACACAAACACAUGAGAGUGACAGAGAGGAUGACAACUCUUUGAUCAAGGAGGCCAUAUCUGUUUUCAGAUCAAAAAUUAAGGCCGGUCCCACUUAUGUGUGCACUGUGUGUCAUAAGGCUUCAUCUCCAAACCAAGUACAACCCUGCACAAGGUCAAAUUAUAUCAAAAAUCCAGAGGUGGUUGCAGCAUGCCUGACAGGAAAGUAUGUUCAUGUUUGUAGAGAUGACUGCAGAAAUGAACAACAGUGCAAGGUGCCUGAUGAGAGGAGGAAAGCAUGGAUCUGUUCCACCUGCCACAAAUACCUUAAAAAUGGAGCCAUGCCCACCCUUGCUGUAGCCAACAACUUGGAGCUUGCUGACAUUCUACCUGAACUGUCUGACCUCAACAUUUUGAAGAGACAGCUCAUAGCCAAGUGCAUACCAUUUGCCAAGAUUAUUCCACUUCCCAAAGGCAGACAAAGAGCCAUACGUGGUAAUGUGGUAUGUGUCCCAUCUGAGGUGCAGGAAACAGUCCAUGCUUUACCCAGACUGAGAAGUGAGUCUCAAGUCAUGAGAGUAAAACUGAAGAGGUGAUUGUUUUACAGAGGUCAUCAGCUGUUCCAGACCGUCACAUGGUCUAAACUAGUGCAGGCAUUGCAUAAACUCAGACACAUUCACCCACAGUAUACGGAUGUCACCAUCAGAGAUGAGGCUGAGUUAUGUGACCCAACACUUCCUGAUGAGGAAGAUGAUGAUGAUGACAUGGAUGUUACUAUGGAUGAUGAUGAUUAUGAUGAAGAUGAUUUGAUGGAAAUUGACAGAUGUGAGAGUAAUGCACUGUAUGAGGCAGAACAUGAUCCUGCAAAUGAACAACAAAACAGUGACAUGCUGCUUGGUGAUGACAGUCAACCACAGGAGCAGAGAGAUGAUUCAGAACAAGAAGGUGACAUGCCUAAUGGUGGUUUUGCUCUCGAAUCAUGCCUUCAGCCACCUGAUGUUGCAAAGGAGAUAUUGUGUUUCAGUGAAGGAAUAUACUCUGUUGGCCCUGCUGAAAGAAACAGUCCAGUUAGCUUUUUCAGAACACCUAAACUGGAGGCCAUGGCUUUCCCUGUUCAGUUCCCUACUGGCGAAAACACAUUGGAUGAAAAGAGACAUUAAAGUAACACCCAGCGGUUAUUUCAAAACAAGGCUUUUCUCUAUUGAUGACCAUUUUGCCAGAGACACAAACUACUUGUUCUUUGCACAGUUUGUGACUGAAAUACACUUGGCCAAUUCAAAUAUGACAACACAGCUACGUAAAGGAAAAACUCUGACCCGCGAUGGAUGCAAAAUAACCUCAGGAAUGUUGCAAGAUAAACGAGAGGUUGAGAAACUGGUGCGUAAUAAAGAUGCAGUCAGAUUCAUGCAGCCACUGAGAGGGACACCAGCCUAUUGGGAGAAAAUGGCCAUGAUCAGACAGCUGGGAACUCCUACAUUCUUUUGUACAUUUUCUGCAGCUGAAAUGCGUUGGCCUGAAGUAAUCAAGGCAAUAAAAACGCAGCAGGGGGAAGAAGUCGAUUUUGAGGAUCUCGACUGGUCCACAAAGUGUGACAUACUGCGAAGCAAUCCUGUGACGACAGUGCGCAUGUUUGAUAGACGUGUUGAACCAUUAUUCAGAGAUUUACUCUUGUCCUGCACAACCCCUUGGAAAAGUUGUUGACUACUUUUACAGAGUGGAGUUUCAGCACAGAGGAAGCCCACACAUACACUGCCCCUUAUGGGUAGAAGGUGCACCUGUGUUUGAUGAAGAUGAUGAUCAGACUGUGUGUGAUUUUGUGUCCAAAUAUGUCACUGCUCAACUACCUGACCCACAUACACAACCUGACCUGUACAAGAAAGUCACAGAGGUGCAAAUGCAUAGCAAAAAACAUUCGAGGACAUGUUUCAAAAGUCCUGGCUCUGAUUGCAGAUUUGGCUUUCCCAAACCACCCUGCAGUGAGACAAUAAUAAUGAGACCCAAUGAGGAUAAUGAUCAAACACAAGUGGAAGAAGCAAAGCAAAAGCUCAGACAGCUGAACCUGUUGUUGAAUGAACCUUUCUCUACUUCCCUUAGUUUGGAGCAGCUUCUGGCUCAAUGCAAUUUAAAAAUCAAAGAGCAUGAGCAAUGCUUGAGCAUGAUAAACAAAUCUGAUGCAGUGAUACUGAAGCGUGAUCCAAAGGACUGCUGGGUAAAUGGAUAUAAUCCCCAUCUGCUUGAAGCCUGGAAUGGCAAUUUGGAUGUAAGUUAUAUACUGAAUGCAUACGGGGCAAUUACUUACAUCACCAGUUACAUCACGAAGAAGGAGGUAGGCCUUUCUGAGUACCUCAAAACAGUCAUUCAGAACUCCAACAUGGACAGUGUCAAUGAAUGCAAUGAAAUGAGGGAAAUCAUGCAGGCAUACUCAAAAAAGAGAGCUCAGCGCUCAGGAGUGUGUAACUCGCGCAUGUGGUAUAAACAUGAAAAAGUGUCCAUGUGGUGUCAUAUUCAUACUGACAGAUGACAAUGCAGUCAGAAUGAGUCAUCCUCUUUCAUACCUGGAAAGCACUGCGCCAGAGAGUGAAAAUGUGUGGAUGACAUCUUACACUGACAGAUACAAAUCCAGGCCUGAAACACAGUUUGAGGAGAUGUGCUUGGCAGAUUUUGCAGCUACUUGCAGGAUUGUCUAUGGCGAACAGACAAAGGGCAAAAAUGUUGUUCCGCUGUUAAACAACAUGGGAUUUGUUCAAAGGAGAAGUAAUGAUAAGCCUGCCAUAAUCAGAUUUUAUUGACCCUCAGAGAAAAAGUAUCCAGAGCAAUACUAUGGCACGUUGCUGAAACUUAACCUCCCUUACCGAUCAGACCAGGAACUGAAAAGACAGUCUUUUCCCACAUACGAGUCCUUCUACGAUGGUCAAGCCUUGCACCUGAAUCUGAACUAGUGAGGCUGGAGUGUAUUAAAGAACUUGAGGCAAGAGAACCAGACAGUGUAAAUGAACAAGAAAAUGUGCCAGACUACAUCCUUCAAGGUAAUGCUGUUACAGAAUGCAGAGCUAUCAGAGAGGUCCCUGCAAUACAUCCUGUACUGUUACGGCAAAUGUUUCAGAAUCUGAACCAGAAGCCAGCCUGUGUAUUCAAUGCAGUUCAAGACUGGUGCAUAAAGCGAGCAUGUGGCCUAAAUCCAGAUCAGUUUUUCUUUUACAUAAACAGCGGUGCUGGAACAGGGAAGUCACAUCUUAUCAAAUGCAUCCACUCAGAGGCAUCUAAGAUACUGUGCAAACUGCCAAGAUAUGCUGAGGAUGCUGACAUUUCAAAACCCACUGUCCUGUUGACUGCUUUCACUGGAACCGCAGCCUUUAACAUCUCAGGCACAACGCUGCACUCCCUCCUCAGGCUACCGAGAAGCCUUAAACCCCCAUUUCAGGGACUUGGCAACAAAUUGGAUGAAGUCAGAUAUGAGCUUUUCAACGCUGAGAUCAUUAUCAUCGAUGAAGUGUCCAUGGUGUCAAAGCCCCUUUUUGCCUAUGUUGAUGUGAGACAGAUCAAAGGCAGUAAGAGACUCUUUGGAGAAAUGUCAGUAAUAGCUGUUGGAGACUUUUAUCAGUUACCACCAGUGCGACAGGCUAAACCUCUCUGUGUGCAUGACCCAUUACAGAUUGACUUGUGGCAGGAACACUUUCAGAUGAUCGGUCUGACUGAGAUUAUGCGUCAGAAGGAUGAUGUUGCCUUUGCAGAGAUGUUGAACCGGAUCCGUGUGAAGGAAAAGUCAGAUAAGUUGUCUGAAGCAGACAGAGCUUUGUUGUCACAAGCUGUCACUGAACCAGCACUCUGCCCGACUGAUGUCUUGCACAAUUUUGCAACUAAUAAACAAGUAGAUGCGCACAACUCUGCAACAUUAACCAAACUCCACUCUCACAUCACUGAAAUUGAUGCUGAUGACUGUAGAAAGGACCCACAAAAUGGCAAAAUGUCACGACAAGCCCAACCAUUUAAAGGAGGCAGAAAUGAGUUACCAGAUACACUACUAGUUGCUGAAGGUGCUUGUGUUAUGCUCACCAGACACAUAGAUGUUUCUCAAGGAUUAGUGAAUGGUUCGUUUGCUACUCUGGUCAGGUUAAUAACCUCUGAACAACAUGGAUCUGUACAUGUCACUAUGCUUGAGCUCAAGAUGGAUGAUGAAACAGCUGGAAGGAAUUGCAGUAACAGAGCACCAGGGGCACCUGACAAUCUUGUGUACAUAGAGAGAGCAGAGGAGAAUCUGAAACAGAAAAGAGUGGUACGCAGACAGUUUCCCAUAAAGCUGGCCUUUGCAUGUACAAUUCAUAAGGUUCAAGGUAUGACAACAACAUCAGCUGCAGUCUCACUGAAGCACAUUUUUGAACCUGGCAUGGCUUAUGUAGCUGUAAGUAGAGUGACCUCUCUCAGUGGACUGCACCUACUGGACAUGGAUGAGAGUAAAAUGUAUGCCAACCCAGAAAUCACUGCAACCUUAAAGACCAUGAGACAACUCAACUUCGAUGAAAUGAUGCCUCUUCUUCAUAUCAAACAAACAUUGAGGGGGCAUGACACACUGACCAUUGUUCACCAUAACACAGAAGGAUUGCCAUCUCAUGUAAAUGACAUAAAGAGCCAUCAUGAACUGUGUCUUUCAGAUGUUUCGUGCCUCACAGAAACUCACCUACAAGGCUCCUUUGUUGCUGAGAGUCUCUACUUAGAAGGCUACAACAUGUUCAAAUGCAACAGACACCUGUCCUACACAAAUUUUCCACAAAUGGCCAACAGAGGUGGUGGUGGAGUUGCUGUUUAUGUGAAAAACCACUUUCAAGUGUGUGAAAAACAGUACAUACAUAAUGUAACUGACCUUGAGUUUGUGGCUUUGAAGGCUGAAGCCCCAGUAACUUUGCAGCUGUGUACAGACCUCCAGACUACAGCUUGACAUCAUCCAUGUCAAACCUAGGAAGCCUUUUGAACUCGUUAGAGAUCAUGGAUUGUCACCCCAUCAUUGUCUGUGGCGAUUUCAACGAGAAUCUCUUAUCCAAUGCAAGUAAGCCAAUACUGGAGCUGUUUCAGUCUAGGGGAUAUGUACAACUCAUCAUUGCUGCAACCACAGAGAAGAACACACUGCUGGACCUCAUUUUCAUCUCUCAACCACAGCAUUGUCUCCAUUCUGGUGUCAUGAAAACCUAUUACAGUUAUCAUAAUCCUGUAUACUGUGUAAUGUCCUCCAGCAGUUCAUAAAGAAGUCAGCUGAGUUUUAAAGAUAAAGAAAAAUGCAAAGGACUUGUGACCAAACAAAUAUUUUCAGUGCAGUGAUCAAUAGAAAAUAGUUUAUUAGAACAUUGAGUAAAAAAGUACAGAAGAAUUUUGUAUUCAUAAGUUUGAUUGAAUCUGAAUUAUUUAAAGUGCAAUGACGAAAUCAAUUCAUCAAUUCAUCAGUUGCUUAGCCACACAAAUUUUUGUUUUGUUCCUUAUCAUGUAUGACCAAAAAGAACUAUUCAUUCAUUCAUUCAUUCAUUCAUUCAUUCAUUCAGUAUAUUACAGAGUAGGGGUAUCCUCUGUGCAGCCUGGCUCUCUGAGACUGUGAGGGAGGGAGGGUGGACCAGAGGAUCCCCUACUUAAAACUCAAUAUGACUGUUGUAAUGAGCCUAAGAGAAACAAACCUACAAGGCCUCCUUGUUGCUGAGAGAAUAUCACACUGCUGAACAACAAUAUCUCCAUUCUGGUACAGUGAUAACAUGUCAGUUCUCAUAAUCAUGUUUUCUGUUUAAGCUCCUCCAUCAGGUCUUAAAAAUGGCAGGUAAGACAAAAAUAUACUGAGCAACAGGUUGUGUUAUUAGUUAACUACAUGGUUCUUGGAAAUUAAAUUUUGUUUGGUAAUCGUACAUUUUGAUAGAAUUGGAUAAUACGACAGGCCACAUUUUUUCCCGGUAAUUAUAUUAUUAUGGGCUAUAUUUCCACCAUAUUUUGGCCUGUGCAUUUAUCAGGGUGGGUGUGGGUCAGGGUUGUUAGCAGCUGUAUACAGCAUUGUACACAGCUGCUAACAUUUACUAUAGCAGAAAUACAUCAGAAAGUAUGUGUUUUAGAUGUAACACAUACUUUCUGAUGUACAUAUACCUACCAGCUGAAACCCCACAUUCCCACCCAUUUCCUGCUAUGCUCUCUAGCAGGGUGGGUGGCUUUGCCAGAGACUAUAAUUUUUGUAAGUUUACUUUCCCCUGGACGGGAGACACAGUUCUAUUGUGUCCUCUGUGAUGACACCUGCCCACCUUGGCCUCACCUCCUUCAGCACCGUGAGGACUGGCUCAUAACAACCAGGACACUAUGCUGCCACAGACCAGAUGCUGCAGCACUGGCUUAACUGUUAAUCUACACCGGACCCAUCACUGCUGGAUAGACAUGUUCUACUUCCUGCUAGCCCCAGUCAUUCUUCAAAGCAGAAGAUAACACCUGCCAGCCUUCGCCUCAUCUUCUCUAUGGCUCUGAGACACUGGACCAUCUCAACCAAACAUACAACCGAAACGUCAUGCUGACACAGACCAGAUGCUGCAGCACCAGUUCAACAGCGGAAUCAACAUCGGACCAUCACUGCUGGACCACAUUGAGACAUGUGUUCCCCCUGCCAGUGCUGAGGUUUCUUCACAGUGGAGCAUAAGGUCUUCCUCCACUGUGAUCCCUCCACUUCACAGUGGAGACACUCAGGACUGCAGAGAAGUAAACAUGUCAGGAAGCUGAACAUCAUGCAGCCUUCCAAAACUUCUCUGUGUGAAAUGGCACUGGACAGAAUAUUGUUUCUUGCCCUGCAGCAGUGUUGAAGGACCAGCUCCAUCUUCCUACCUCCACAUCACCAUCUGAUGCUGUACACAGUUCAGUUCAGUAGAGACUAACUACUGUUGAUCCUUUGGCAAGUGAUCAGGUGUACUGCUGCAGGGACCCAUGCACAAUGCUGCAGAUCGGUACUCAAUCAGUUUCUUAGGGACAGUGCCUCCAACUGUGCAACAUCAAGCUCCCCCCUAAACAACAAGGUAACAAUUUUAUUACCUUACUUCCCUCAUAAAAGAUCCCUCGUCAACCAAACCACCUGGUGCAUGCUGUUUACAUUUACAAUUACAGAACACAUAGACCAGAUAAUUGGAAGCAGUAGUUCUACAGCCACUGAAAAUGUCAAAGGUCAUUUCAUCUUCAUGUUGACACUGUCUUGAUAGUUUUGGUUUGUGCCAACAAUGGACAGAUUUAACAAACAGCAACAUGACAGAACACACUACCAAACAGUGGACAAAAUGACUGUUUCUCUGAAAAACAAUAACCAAUUUAAAAGAUUCUUUUUUGAUUGUUGAUAUCUAUCCAAACAAUGUAUGUUUAUUUUGUUUUUCAUAAGAAUUUAUUCCUUUCCUUUUCAUUUACCACAUGCAAGCAAACUAAUUAACCCAGAGAAGAGGACAGAUUUUAGAAAUAUUAAUCAUUAGGGUGGGGUUUCAGCUGGUAUCUAUGUCAAAGGUCUUUCACAUUUGUGUGCUUAGCCUUGGGCUAAUCUAAACCUCAUGGUAUACACAGCAGUCAUUUAUAUAACUCCUGUGUUAAAAUUUCAGAAUUUGAAAUCGAAAUUCAGAAUAUUCAGAGAAAGUCUUCACAAUGCCCACAACGCAUGCCCAGGUCAAAAAGCCACGUCUGAUGAUUUGACUGGGAAACAAAUGUUCCCAUGCUAGUCUUGAUGUCACUGUCAGUCCAGGCAUACUGGACCUUUGAAGCCAUUAACUAAUGGGGAUACCCUAUUAGCCUAGGUCUAACCAUGAUGUGAAAAGCCUUUGAUGGUAUUGCUGAAGAGUAAUGCAAACCAUCAGAAUUGUAAUGUCUUUGUUAUUCAGUGUCCCAGAGAGGACACUAUGUAUACAAAUUUCUAAUGUCAGUAGCUCUGUUUAGACACAUUUGUCACUCUUUCUAUGAUAAGAAUGUCUCUAGGUAUGAAAUACGUUAAAUGGUGAAUCUUGUGCAAAGUUCUUGUGCACAGUAUUAUUUGUGCACUGUGCCUACCAUAAAACCAUAAAAAAAAAACAAGAGAAUGGCUGAAAGAACAAUGUCUAAUAAGAUUCCAGUUACCUAACAAUGCAUAUUUUGCAUACACAGCACAUAACUAGUGCUACUGGUGGUGAAUUAUAUUGUUCAGCCCUGCCUUGUACAAGUAUACUAAACUAUACUACUUGUACAACUUAUACUAAAACACUAUGGAUUUUGGUUGUUAUUCAUUUUACUGCAAGCUCUGAAGUGUUUAAUAAGGCAACUCAUUGAGAAUCAAAGUCUGUAUUUUAAUUUAAUUGUUUGUUUGUUUAUUUUUUUGUUUGUUUGAGUUGAAAUGGGGCCAAUUCACAAGUGAGCACACCAUUGUCUUCAUGGGGUACAUCAUCACACAUUCAAAUCCUAGAAAUCUUCCACAAAAUUCACUUUAUAAAUGCUGUCUCAAAACUCACUCAGUUUUUUUUUAAUUAGUAAAAGUUGACUGAGAGGGUUUAAACCUUAUGCUGUAUGCAAAGGUGUAGCCCCAUUUCCAAUUUUCAGUUCACUUCAAUUACUUCCAGGUCUCUUCCAUCAUGCUCAUUUCAUAUACACAUAAUUUAGUUCAGUUCAGUUCAAAACACUACUGUGGUUGCACUCUGAGCUUCUUAAGGUCUGGGGGCUUUUAUUCUUAGGUUAGAUUACUUUGCCCUGGACAGGAAAUAUUUAGUGGUAUAUUGUAAACCAUUGAAAUUGUAAUAUCUUUGUUUAUUAAUCUCCAUCAAAGGAUACAAAGUUGUACAAUCUUCUAAUGUCAAAAGCUCUGUUUUGACAAUUUUGUCACUCUCAUAGGCACUAUGGAUUUUGGUUUUGCAAGUACAGUUUUUAUGUAUUUUCUAUGUUCUUUUGAUAAUGAAACACACUGACAAUCAAAGUUUAUAAGCACUAUGGAUUUUGGUUUUGCAAGUACCUUUGUUAAGGAUUUUCUGUUCUUUUUAUUUGUUUAUUGGUUAUUUCUUUUACUGCAAGCAAGUUUCUAAUUUUCAGAUGUAUUCAAUUAAUUUAAUUUCAAUUCACUUCAAGUAUGUUCAAUCAAUUUAAAUGUGAUUUAAUUCAGUUUUAGUUCAAAAAAUUAUUCAUCCUUACUUUUGACAAUUGAAUAUGCAUAGACGCUGUCACUGUUACAGGGGGAAAAAAUAAAUGAAGUCAAUCUAAUGUUACACCAAAGCAAUGAGUUGUGGUCACUUAUACUGGGAACGGAAAUCAAAUGAAAGAUGCUGGGUUCUCUUGUCAGAAAAGCAAUUGUUUAUAAAUGCAUA
Molecule: messenger RNA, 13615 nt
Organism: Thunnus maccoyii (southern bluefin tuna)
Lineage: Eukaryota; Metazoa; Chordata; Actinopteri; Scombriformes; Scombridae
Product: ATP-dependent DNA helicase pfh1-like
Exons: 3
Coding region: 7408-9246 (612 amino acids)
Biological process (GO): telomere maintenance; DNA repair
Molecular function (GO): DNA helicase activity
Source: RefSeq, a predicted model, not a curated record